Molecule: messenger RNA, 1260 nt
Organism: Vigna radiata var. radiata (mung bean)
Lineage: Eukaryota; Viridiplantae; Streptophyta; Magnoliopsida; Fabales; Fabaceae
Product: 2-methylene-furan-3-one reductase-like
Molecular function (GO): oxidoreductase activity, acting on the CH-CH group of donors, NAD or NADP as acceptor; zinc ion binding
Source: RefSeq
UUCAACUCUUAAGUAUUUGUAUCUUCAUUACCCUUAUCUCUUUCACUCCAAACAAACACUCUCAAAGGAUUUUAUCAUUGAUUCUUCACAAUACCAUGACAAGUAUUCCAUCUCACAUGAGAGCUUGGAUCUACUCUGAAUAUGGGAACAUAGAAGAGGUUCUCAAGUUUGAUCCUAAUGUGCCCACACCACACCUCAUGGAAAACCAAGUGCUCAUCAAAGUUGUGGCUGCAGCCAUUAAUCCAGUAGAUUAUAAGAGAGCUCUUGGUCAUUUCAAGGACAUUGACUCUCCUUUACCAACUGCACCAGGGUACGAUGUUGCUGGUGUGGUGGUGAAAGUGGGAAAUCAAGUGAAGAAAUUUCAGGUUGGAGAUGAAGUUUAUGGUGACAUCAAUGAGGUUACUCUGGACCAUCCAAAGACUAUUGGCAGUUUAGCUGAAUAUACUGCAGUUGAAGAGAAAGUAUUGGCUCACAAACCCUCCAAUUUGAGUUUUGUUGAAGCUGCAAGCCUCCCUUUGGCAAUCAUAACUGCUUAUCAAGGACUUGAAACUGCUCAGUUCUCUGUUGGCAAAUCUAUACUUGUUCUGGGAGGAGCUGGUGGAGUUGGAUCCCUUGUUAUUCAGAUCGCCAAACAUAUAUUUGGUGCAUCUAAGAUAGCAGCUACUGGUAGUACUGGAAAACUGGAAUUGUUGAGAAACUUGGGAACAGACUUGCCUAUAGACUACACAAAAGAGAACUUUGAAGAACUUGCAGAGAAGUUUGAUGUGGUGUACGAUGCAGUAGGGCAGAGUGAAAGAGCAUUGAAGAGUGUUAAAGAAGGUGGUAAAGUUGUGACAAUAGUGGCACCUGCAACUCCACCAGCUAUCCCUUUCUUGCUCACUUCUGAUGGUGAUUUGCUGGAGAAAUUGAGACCUUACUUGGAGAAUGGACAGGUGAAGCCAAUAUUGGAUCCUAAGAGUCCCUUUCCAUUUUCUCAGACAGUGGAAGCAUUUUCAUAUUUGAAGACUAACAGAGCUACUGGGAAAGUGGUCAUAUAUCCCAUUCCAUAAUAUGCAUACAUGCAUGCCAAAUUUCUCUCUGGCCUUAUGACUCUUCUACUUUGUCUAUUUCCUAUUUCAGUGUCUGUUGUAAUAAAUCUCUUAUAGAUAUGAAUGGUUGUUAUCUUUGUUGUAAACUUAUAACUAGACUUUGGAUCUUCCAGCAUGUAUUAUUUUCUUUUGUAUCUAAAGAUUAUGCGAUAUAAUAAUGUCUUUUUGCUUA